GUCACUUGUUAGUAUCUUCUCAGCAUCUGAACUCCGCCUCCUUAUGCAUUGACCACAUGACGGUGACGUCAUCACAGGUCCUGCGGCAUUGAGCAGGUACAUAUGAGGUUCUGGUCAGGAUUACACAGUAGAGAGGAAGAUAUUUGGUGACUAUGUGACCCCGAGCCCCAUCACAGAGCCUCAACCUUACUUAACUGAAACAAAACAGAGACCAUGGGCAGAAGAUCCUAGAACUCACCAACAAGAUCAUUGAGUUGCUGUCUGGAGAGGUUCCUAUAAGGUGUCAGGAUGUCUCUGUCCAUUUCUCCAUUGAGGAGUGGGAGUAUUUAGAAGGACACAAGGAUCUGUACAAGGACAUCAUGAUGGAGGACCACCAGACCCUCACAUCACAAGAUGGACCCUGUCAACCAAAUCUACCAGCAAAAUGUCCUGUGUUUUCCCUGGAUUUUCCAAAGGAAAAUUACCAUGUCCUUCAGAAUCACCAGGAUGAAGAUCUGCUUAAUAUUAAAGUUGAGGUUAUAGAUGAAGAUGAAGAGAUGUAUAUGAAGGCUAAUUUUCAGAAUGGACCCAGUGAGAGAAAUCCACCAGAGAAUUGCCCAAAAGAAAAUCACAAUUUCACAUGUGAUCCCCAGGAAGAAGAAGAUUUGACUAAUAUUAAAGUUGAAGUUAAAGAAGAAGAAACAGAUGUGAAAGCUUAUCAGCAGUUUGAGGAGAACAUUCUAGUAGAUAUUGGCACAGGUAAUAGAUGUAAAAUGCGUGAGGAACACAUCCUUGUAAUUCCAAAUAAUAUAGUAGAAGAUAAAGAUACCAUGCAGCACUCUUCAGGAGAAAACUUCCUUAACCUUAAUGUGCAUUUGGGACUCCACAGUGCAGAACUAUCAUACAAUCCCCCUUAUCACAAGGAACUUUCUUCUCAUCAAUCACAGUUUCAUACCAGUACGUGUCAAAGACGUGGUAAAAUGUUUCAGUGUGAUGAAUGUGGAAAACAGUUUACAAAAAACUCAAAUCUUUUUAUACAUAGAAGAAUUCACACAGGGGAGAAGCCAUACUCUUGUUCAGAAUGUGGGAAAUGUUUUACCCGUAAAUCAGGCCUGGAUCAACAUGAGAAAAGUCACACAGGAGAAAAGUUGUUUACAUGUUCAGAAUGUGGGAAAUGUUUUACUCGGAAAUCAUUUCUUUCUAGACAUAGGAUAAUUCACACUGGAGAGAAACCAUUUGCAUGUUCUAAAUGUGGGAAAUGUUUUACACAGAAGCCUUCUCUUGUUGAGCAUCAGAGAAUCCAUACAGGGGAGAAACCGUAUUCAUGUUCUGAAUGUGCAAAAUGUUUUACCCAGAAAUCAUCUCUUGUUAAACAUCAGAGAUUUCACUCAGGGGAGAAGCCAUAUCCAUGUUCAGAAUGUGAGAAAUGUUUUAUUACUAAAGCCAAACUCAGGGAUCAUCAGAGAAGUCACACAGGAGAGAAACCAUUUUCAUGUUCUGAAUGUGGGAAGUAUUUUAUUACAAAAGCUAAACUCAGGGAUCAUCAGAGAAGUCAUACAGGGGAGAAACCAUUUCCAUGUUUUGAAUGUGGGAAAUGUUUUACACAAAAAUCAGAUCUUGUAGAACAUGGGCGAAUUCACACUGGAGAGAAGCCAUUUUCUUGUUCUGAAUGUGGGAAAUGUUUUAUUAGAAAAGUCAAACUCAGUAUUCAUCAGAGAAUACACACAGGAGAGAAGCCGUUCGCAUGUUCAAAAUGUGGGAAAAGUUUUACCCAGAAAUCAAAUCUUGUUAAACAUGAAAGAAUUCACACAGGAGAGAGGCCCUAUUCGUGUUCAGAAUGUGGGAAAUGCUUUAGCCGGAAAUCAAUUCUUGAUCAGCAUCUGUUAAUUCACACAGGGGAGAGGCCAUUUUCAUGUUCAGUAUGCAAAAAAAGUUUCAGGAACAAAUCAAGACUUUCAAGUCAUCAGGUUAUUCAUUCUCAUUAAGUAGCUGUAUUUGUUGAAAUUAUAUUUACCAUGGGCCAACUGUAGACAAGGUCCAAGAAGGAAAAGACCCUUCUUGUGUUUCAAAGCAGUGGAUAGAAUUGUCACCAUGAACUUUUCUUCCUUUCACUCUAUUCAUGAUGUCCGACAUGACGUCCACACAAUUGCAUUAACAAGAAUGACAUGGUGGAAAUUGUGGACACUACAAGCUCCAUACAAGUAUCAUUUUAAAUGGAGGGAGCACACUUGCUACUAUACCUAAAACAAAUUUUAAGAUAUAGGCUCUACACUGUUCUUCUAUCAUCCUGCUUUGUCCUUGGGAGAGAAUUCCAUUUGUAAUAUUCUUCUAUGAUUAUCUGUUUUCUGUAAAGGUCCUGUCUUACAAUGUGUGAAGUUUAAUCUAUUACACUGUAAAUAUUUGUUCAGCUUAC
This is a messenger RNA of Bufo bufo (common toad), 2392 nucleotides long. RefSeq names its product gastrula zinc finger protein XlCGF26.1-like. Gene Ontology annotation, molecular function: RNA polymerase II cis-regulatory region sequence-specific DNA binding; DNA-binding transcription activator activity, RNA polymerase II-specific. The record is from RefSeq and is a predicted model, not a curated record. Lineage: Eukaryota; Metazoa; Chordata; Amphibia; Anura; Bufonidae. The transcript is spliced from 8 exons. Gene Ontology annotation, cellular component: nucleus. Gene Ontology annotation, biological process: regulation of transcription by RNA polymerase II. The coding region runs from base 360 to 1964 and encodes 534 amino acids.